AUGCCUGAGCAGGACCCCCCCUACGACCCUUACAUCCCCAGCGGCCAGGCUGCACCUCAUCAGGAGCAGGGCAAUGGCGGUAACGCCAGGACACAGGCUCUCCAGGCGCAAAUCGACGACACGGUCGGCGUCAUGCGCGACAACAUCAACAAGGUGUCGCAGCGUGGUGAGCGCCUUGACUCCCUCCAGGACAAGACGGACAACCUGGCCAUGUCGGCCCAGGGCUUCCGUCGUGGUGCCAACAGGGUCCGCAAGCAGAUGUGGUGGAAGGAUGUGAAGAUGCGCAUCUGCCUGGUCGUCGGUAUCAUCAUCCUCCUUCUCAUCAUCAUCUUACCCGCC
This is a messenger RNA of Geosmithia morbida, 339 nucleotides long. Its product is annotated as vesicle-associated membrane protein 4. Lineage: Eukaryota; Fungi; Ascomycota; Sordariomycetes; Hypocreales; Bionectriaceae. The transcript has 2 exons. Gene Ontology annotation, biological process: vesicle fusion; vesicle-mediated transport. The annotation marks the transcript as partial. Gene Ontology annotation, cellular component: plasma membrane; SNARE complex. Gene Ontology annotation, molecular function: syntaxin binding; SNAP receptor activity. The record is from RefSeq and is a predicted model, not a curated record.